AUAAACUGAUUGCAGCAAAAAAAAAAAAAAUAACAAAAAAAAACAAUGCAGACGCACAGGCCAUAAGAAAAUGGAGUAUCCACAAAUUGAUUUAUACGAAUUCCUUACCGAGUCCGAACUGCAACAGUACUACAAUGCCAUUAAAAACGAAUUGAAAAUAACGAAUGCAGCUCAAUUUAAGUAUGCAACGGAUGAGGAUUUACGUUUCAUUGGCCUCUCGAGGCCGGAAAUCCGAAGACUGCGUAAAUACUAUGAAAAGCAUUUCCCUCACAGUUACCUCAGCAAGAUUAAGCGUCUGCUGCAGGCUCCCUCCAUACCGAUGAUGAUUACGAAGCGGGUCGGGGAAAAUGCAGGAGAUGGCACCACACAGUUAUCGACAGAUGGCAGUGUUUCUGGAGCAGGAGCUAUAUCAUUGGCCAGUGGUAGCAGUGAAUUUGGCAUCAAUUCACCUAGCAAAGUGCCCAAUAAUAAGCAUAUAAUCCCAGCGGAUGCUAUUAGUGUGAACAAGCAAUUGGGCACUGGAGAGUUUGGAAUAGUCCAGCAGGGCGUCUGGACGAAUGGCAGUGAGAGGAUACAAGUGGCCAUUAAAUGUCUGUGUCGCGAGCGAAUGCAAUCGAAUCCCAUGGAAUUCUUAAAGGAGGCAGCUAUAAUGCAUUCCAUUGAGCAUGAGAAUAUUGUGCGUCUUUAUGGCGUUGUCCUGGCCACAGAUUCCUUAAUGCUAGUCACUGAGCUAGCGCAUUUACGCUCCCUACUCGAGGUCCUUAAGGAUGCUGGUCUACGUGUCUCAUUCCUCACAAUACCCACGCUCUGUGAGUUCGCCCUACAGAUCUGUAAUGGCAUGCGCUAUUUGGAACAGAAGCGUCUCAUUCAUCGUGAUCUGGCGGCCCGCAAUAUUUUGGUGUUUAGCAAGGAUAAAGUGAAAAUUUCGGAUUUCGGUCUAUCGCGCGCUUUGGGUGUGGGCAAGGAUUACUACAAGACCAAUUUUAAUGUGAAUCUAAAGCUGCCCAUCGCCUGGUGUGCUCCGGAAUGUAUUAAUUAUCUUCGGUUCACCAACUCCUCGGAUGUGUGGGCGUAUGGUGUGUGUUUGUGGGAGAUGUUCUCCUAUGGUUUCCAACCCUGGGCUGCUUUAACAGGAUUGCAAAUACUGGAGGCCAUCGAUGCUCCAAAUUAUCAACGAUUAGAACAACCCGAUUGUUGCCCCAGUGAAUAUUAUACUCUAAUGAUGAAAUGCUGGCAGGAUGAUCCAGCCAAGCGUCCGAAAUUCAAUGAAAUCUAUGAACAAUUGCCUGACAUGAAGCCGGAACAAUUAAAGGCAGUGGUAAAUUGCCUGGAGGCCAAAAAGGAUCAUUUAAUGUAUCGCCAGGGUGAUAUUAUAAGUGUCCUGGAUCGUAAUACGGGGACACCCUUCUGGAAGGGCGUUCUGAGCACGGGAAAAACGGGUUACUUCAAUCCCUCGAAUACGGUUGCCUUCUUGGAGGGCUUACCGGCCAUGUGCCCAGCUUCCAGUCGGGAUUCGUUUGGUAGUCGUGUGAGCGAUCAUCGCAUAAGUAAAAGAAAACUACGCACCGAAAUGAUAUCGAAGCCACAAAAUGAUUUCAAGCACACGGGACAUGUGGGCAUAGAUGGAGCUACUUUUGGUGACAUUGCCUUUUUGGGAAGCUCUCAGAAUUACAAUCAUGUGCCCAAGCAGAUUGUGACUCCGUAUAAACCGUCGGAGGAUAUAGAGCAAACUCCUCUCCUGCUGCCGCCCACGCCCACCAGCCCAGAUUCACUACAGACUGCCAGUGGUUAUUUUCCCGAUGGAGCCAAUUCAAUGAAUCCUACUUUUAUACCCUCCACGGAGCAUACACCCAAAUUGAUAGCCUCCCAAAAUGGUCAAAGUUCGUUUGAUUUUCAAACGACCAAUACCAAUCCCUUUAAGCUGGACGAACAGCAGAUGGCAUUCGCCUUGCAGAACAAUAAUGGUCAAAGUGGCAAUCACUGGCGCAGUACUCCAUCAUCAGAUCCUCAUGAGUAUCAUGAGAUAUCCGAUGAUGAGAUAGCCACAGAUAAACUUGAUUUUGGUCCCUCACUAAUGGAUGAGAUAAACUCAAUGUUUGGUUCAAUUAGUGGACCCAAAUCGCCAGGAUUUGAACAGGCCAAUGGAAAAAAUGAAUUUACUGAAUUGUCAGGAGCAAAAUGCUCUAGCCGAUCAGGUGAUAGUAAUGGCAAUAAACAUGGAGGAGGAGGACAUGGUCAUGGUUUGCUCACAACACUUUCCAAAAAGAAACACUCAUCAUCGUCAUCUGGAGGAACUGUUAAACCAAUUUCGGUAAAGGAUGAGAAAAUAUUAAAUCAUGCCAUUGAUAUGGCAAAUGAAAUAAGUGCCAGAUCCAUGAUUGAUUUGGUUAUGGAUCACACGCCCACCAUGCACAGUCCAAAGCGUAAAUUUAGUUUUCGCUUUCCACAUCUCAGCGGGGGCAGCAGCAGCAGCACAAGUGGUGGAGGCGGCGACAAGGCCAGCUCUGCCAGUGGCAGCAAUCAUACCCCAAAUUCAUCUCAUCAAGGUGGUGCUGGCAAUGGUCAACAUAGUUCACCCUAUUCCAAGAAAAAGAACUUUACUGAAGAGCUGCAAAGUAUUCCGGAUAUACAGCGUUUUCGUUCAUUGAGCGAAAUAAAAAACAACUCGGAUUUGCGUAUUCCCAUUUUCGAUAAGGAAAGCUCCGAUUUUCUAUUCGAAAAGUCAAGGGAAAUUCUCACUCGACCCUUGAACUUGGAACAGUCAACAGGAGCGACGAUGUCAUCGUCGGCGGCACCCAGCAGCAAUAAUAUCAAUGAAAAUAUUAUGGAUAUUGAGAAUACAUUAAAAGCAUUAAAUUUGGAUUUUAUGCACACGUACACGGAAUUGGAUAAGAGUGAUUCGAAUGAUACACUGCUCAAUGAUCAAUUGCCAUCGUCGGCUCAGUUGCAGCAUCAGCAAUUGCUGAGCAUGGAUGAUGGUGGCAUAAGCAGUGCCGUUACCACUGGCAGCCUCAAAUCCGCAUCGGCUGUCUACAGCUAUAGCAACGGGGUGCAGACUAUGUUUGAUUUCAAUGCUGCCACCAGCCAUUUGGAUAAACAUUUGCAGUAUAUGCACAAUCAGGCUCAACUAAAUUUGGCUUCCAGUCUGACACAGAACGAACAGAAUAGCAGCAGUAGUCGUGCGGCCCUGGAGGACAAGAGAUCGAGUACUCCAGAUACGGGCUUCGCUUCGAGAGACACAAACAUAUCGCUAUCUCGAAGGAGUAGUCAAAAAUCUAGCUAUAGUCCGCAAGAGCGUGAAAUGGAAAGUUAUUUUCCCAUCAAGAGUGAAGCGUUGCUGUUUAGUGCACCGCCAGUGCUCAGUUUGAGAGAUGAACUGGGCUAUGAACGUUUUGGCCAUGCCAAGCAAUUGUUGGCCAAUGCCUCACCCAUUAAAUCGGCAUUGAAUGCCAGUCAAAGUUCAGUUUAUCGUUAUCGUCAGCGUUCCACGUCGUUUAAUGAGAGCUUCCAACCGAUUAACUCACCGGUUUUAUCUGAACCACAACCCCAGCUACAAAAGCAUCAUCAACACCAGCAGCAACAACAGCAGCAGCAGCAGCAACAGCAACCACAACAACGUGUAAAAUCACGUCACUUGCAGCAAGGAACACAACCGCGUCGCUCGGCCUCGUAUAAGCCACGUUCCAUAAGGGCUAGAACCUUGCGUAGACUCAGCUACAAUCCCAUGACUCUGGACUCGAGUUCUUCAAGCGGGGAAGAGGCCAAUUGUAAGCCCAGUUUGGCGCGUUCUGAAUGCGAUAUACGUUCCGGUGGUUCUUUAAGCCGACGUCGUCGCAUGGGUCUUAAUCGACAGGUGCAAUCCGCUUGCCAAGAUGAGCCAAUUAUCAUAUCACCAAGACAAAUCUAUGGCUCCAAUUCGAGCAUCAAGUCGGCUCCCCACUACAAUUUGGGUAAUCAACGAAGGAGUUUCUAUAGAGGAGGUGGAGGAGCACUGGCAGGAGGUGUUGGUGGCAUCUAUGAGCCAUUCCAUUAUGAUGAACGUAUUUAUGACUUUGGUGGUCGUGGUCCAGGCAACAAUUACAAUCCAAUCGUUGCUGGCGGUGGCUAUUUAAAUCAAGUGAAAUCCACUAGCUAUAUGCUUAAUGGUCCCGAUUCGGGAUCCUCUUCUGCCAACGGCAAUGGCCACCUGCGUCCUCUGAGCGCAGGGGGGACAGCAGCAACUGCUGCAGCAUUACAUGAAUUUGAUAUAAGUCGUCUGACUGGUAAAAGUCCCACUUCAACCAAUUUUGUAGGCAGCUCACCCGAAGAAGUCAAGCAGGUGAUGGAAAAACCUCAAAGACCAACCGAAUUUCAUUGGCCAGAGAAGAUACAUGCCUCCGUAUGGAGGCAACAGCCACAACAAAAUACUUCCACAUCGAUUAUAACACCAGCCAGAGCUGGACAAGCCAAUUCUAGCGAUUCAUCAUCAUCGUCGAGCACGGAGAGCGGUGAUGAAUUUCAAUUUCGUCGAGAAUAUCAUAAUGCGACUGCAUCGGCUACAACUACGCCGCGUAUACCACCUAGUCCGGCUCCAUAACUAAGGAAAAUGCUGAAAUAUGUUCUCAAUUUACUGUUCGGCAAUGUUUUAUCGGAUUAAAGGAUUGCCAGGAUCCACGAUAUGUGUGUGUGUGUGUGUCGAUGGGGUGUGUUAGUGUGUGUGUUGGGUCGAAAAGUAAAUUGUAGAAGUAUUUACAGCCAAAAUCAAAAAACCAAAACCAAAAAACAAAAAAACAAUGAGAGAGU
Molecule: messenger RNA, 4782 nt
Organism: Drosophila willistoni
Lineage: Eukaryota; Metazoa; Arthropoda; Insecta; Diptera; Drosophilidae
Gene: Ack-like
Product: activated Cdc42 kinase-like
Exons: 7
Coding region: 71-4576 (1501 amino acids)
Biological process (GO): protein phosphorylation
Molecular function (GO): ATP binding; protein tyrosine kinase activity; protein binding
Source: RefSeq, a predicted model, not a curated record